GCUGGCAGUACUCUGCUCUUUGCAGGCCCUUUGAAGUAAGGCAGUCAACAGGUCCUCCCACACAUUCGUUACGCAAACAUGUCGCUCCGUAUGCGGACAUCUUAGAGCAAGGUUUUGGCAAAUGCAGUGCAACAGGGUGAAGAUUUUAUCAAACCCUUCGCAGCAUGACGACGACCAUGACCCAAACUCCUGAGUCGCGGACUGGCACCCAACAUCGUUCCCUCUCUCCUCACAAGGACGCGAGACAAUCAACCUCCAGAGAAAGAUUUCCUUCCUUUGACGCCACCCUUCCGAACUUCACCUUCAACCCUGGAGCCGCACUGGUUGCGGACAGUCCUCUGGAAAUCUCACCGGGACAACUCCCCAACCACGAGAUAAAAUGGCCGGCGAGAAGAGAGAGUCAAAGGUUGCGCCAUGCAAGACCUUCAGGAAUAUUUGGCCACCGACCCAGAAGAAGUGUUAGCGAAGCACUGAACAAAUUCCGGACACGUCAAGGGAGUGUGAGCGAAAACGUGGAGGACCUUGCUGAAGCACUAAAGGCGCCGGUGUCCUACAAGCUAAUAGCGCUGUGCAUGGUCUGGUACUUGACUUCAGCUCUGACAAACACGUCGUCAAAGUCCAUCUUGAACGCCUUGCCGAAACCUGCGACCCUUACUAUUGUCCAGUUUGCCUCAGUCUCGGUCUGGUGUCUGAUCUUGACGGGUCUAUCAUCCAUCUUCCCAUCACUGAAGAGAGCGGUGCCUGCGUUACGGAAUGGCCUCAGGAAACCUUCGUGGGACGUCUUGUAUACGGCCUUUCCACUUUCGAUUUUCCAACUGUUGGGUCAUCUGCUCAGCUCGUAUGCCACCUCGAAGAUUCCAGUUUCUCUUGUUCACACCAUCAAAGGCCUGUCGCCGUUGUUCACAGUCCUCGCCUACCGCCUUGUAUUUCGCAUCCGCUACAGACGGGCCACCUAUUUGUCCCUUGUACCACUUACAUUGGGAGUUAUGAUGGCGUGCUCUACAGACUUUUCGACCAACUUCUGGGGCAUCAGUGCCUCCCUGGUGGCGGCCAUUGUCUUCGUAACCCAGAAUAUCUUUUCGAAGAAGCUAUUCACCGAAGCAUCUAGAGCCGAAGCCGACGGACAGACACAUCUUCCUCGAAAAUUAGACAAGCUCAAUCUGCUGUGCUAUUGCUCUGUGGGAGCUUUCAUGCUUUCAGCCCCUGUUUGGCUCUACACCGAGGGGUUUGAGCUUAUGGAGGACUUAUGGAAGGAUGGCUCCGUUGACCUUGCGACCAAGAAAAGUACAUUGGACCACGGAGAGCUUACGUUGGAAUUUCUAUUUAACGGACUUUUCCAUUUCUUUCAAAACAUCAUGGCAUUUGUCUUGCUCUCCAUGUUGUCGCCGGUGUCUUACUCGGUGGCGUCGCUGAUCAAAAGAGUGUGGGUGAUUGUGGUUGCAGUGGUUUGGUUCCGCAGUUCGACAACCUCCAUACAAGGCGUUGGAAUUGCACUAACAUGUCUUGGGCUUUAUCUCUACGACCGGACCAGCAUGGAAGAUGCUGCUGAAAGACGGACCAAGACAGAUCAUUUCCGCCAUCGGGCAGCGUUGUUACCUGUUACUGAGGUCAAGACUCCUGGGUUUACAGAAAGCCAUGCAUUGAAGGAGGAUUAUGUGGGCGAUAUGUCGGAUUCACACCCUAAGAGGGAUGACAGUCGAGGUCGACCACAUGACUCGACCUUCUCAUCGGGAUGGCUACCACCUGGAACCAAGCAAGAAAGUACUUGGGAAGCGAGAGGCCAGAACGAAACGUCAUAAUUACAUGUAGCAUCAAUGAAACGCAGCAACGGUGCUUGGACUUGGUAAGCUUAGGUACAAUGUACGAGAGGAUCCUUCCAGGUGGAUUUUGAAUGAUUGAUAGACGGAACAAAUAUGUCGGCGCCGAGGACAAGCGGCAUUGAUUGCUGAACAUGAAGAAUAGUAAUGAAACCAUGUUCUCGAUACCUAUACGGAUAGGUAGGUAGGUAUGUAGCGUCCGUCGGUAAAGGAACCGAAGCAUCAUUGAAAUCUUUUU
Messenger RNA from Exophiala xenobiotica, 2055 nucleotides. RefSeq lists its product as uncharacterized. Gene Ontology annotation, biological process: phosphoenolpyruvate transmembrane import into Golgi lumen. The coding region runs from base 165 to 1799 and encodes 544 amino acids. The record is from RefSeq and is a predicted model, not a curated record. Gene Ontology annotation, cellular component: Golgi apparatus; endoplasmic reticulum. The transcript has 2 exons. NCBI's taxonomy places the organism in Eukaryota, Fungi, Ascomycota, Eurotiomycetes, Chaetothyriales, Herpotrichiellaceae. Gene Ontology annotation, molecular function: phosphoenolpyruvate transmembrane transporter activity; antiporter activity.